AUGUUGGCAUUGGUGGGUGAAGGAGGAGGAGCUGCUAAUAAAAUGGAGAAUGAAUUUGAAUCAAAGCUGAGGAUUGAAAAUAACAGUUCAGUAUCAAAUAAUAACCAGAUUCCUCAGAGAUCUAAGAGCUUUGCAUUUAGAGCACCCCAGGAAAAUUUCACCAUCCAAGAUUUUCAAUUGGGCAACAUUUAUGGUGUCGGUUCUUAUUCCAAGGUUGUCAGAGCAAAAAAGAAAAACACUGGAAAUGUCUAUGCCAUGAAGAUCAUGGAUAAAAAGUUCAUCACCAAGGAAAAUAAAACUGCUUAUGUAAAAUUGGAACGUAUUGUACUAGAUCAGUUAGAUCAUCCAGGUGUAGUGAGAUUGUUUUUUACAUUUCAAGAUAGUUGCUCUCUCUACAUGGCGCUUGAAUCUUGUGAAGGUGGGGAACUUUUUGAUCAAAUAACCAGGAAAGGUCGAUUGCCAGAGGAUGAAGCUUGUUUUUACGCAGCUGAAGUUGUAGAUGCUCUUGAAUAUAUACAUAGUAUGGGAUUGAUACAUCGAGAUAUUAAGCCGGAGAACCUGCUGCUUACUGCUGAUGGACAUAUCAAAAUUGCUGAUUUUGGUAGUGUAAAGCCAAUGCAAGAUAGCCAGAUAACGGUCCUUCCAAAUGCAGCAUCAGAUGACAAGGCAUGUACAUUUGUGGGAACUGCCGCCUAUGUACCUCCAGAAGUUCUGAAUUCUUCUCCUGCAACUUUUGGGAAUGACCUUUGGGCACUUGGAUGCACAUUGUACCAAAUGCUUUCAGGGACUUCUCCUUUUAAAGAUGCUAGUGAAUGGCUUAUUUUCCAAAGGAUAAUUGCUAGAGAUAUCAGAUUUCCAAAUCAUAUUUCAGCAGAAGCACGAGAUCUCAUUGACCGAUUAUUGGAUAUAGAUCCCAGCAGGCGACCAGGUGCAGGACCGAAUGGCUAUGCUUCACUCAAAAGCCAUCCUUUCUUUAAGGGGAUUGACUGGAGGAAUUUGAGGAAUCGAAACCCGCCUAGCCUUGCUAUAGAGUCAAGAGGUCCAUCUAGUGGAGCUGAGGACCAAGAUGUUGGGGAUGGUUCAGCAAAAAUAAGUGCAACGUCCACGGCUGAAGCUGGCAGUGUAACUAGGCUUGCUUCGAUUGAUUCAUUUGAUUCGAAAUGGCAACAGUUUUUGGAGCCUGGGGAAUCCGUUCUUAUGAUCUCUAAUGUGAAGAAGCUGCAGAAACUAACAAACAAGAAAGUACAACUUAUCCUCACCAAUAAACCUAAGUUGAUAUAUGUCGACCCUGCAAAAUUGAUGUUCAAAGGGAACGUAAUAUGGUCCGACAAUCCUAAUGAUCUCAGCAUUCAAGUUACUAGCCCUUCACAUUUCAAGAUUUGCACUCCGAAGAAGGUUAUGUCGUUUGAGGAUACAAAACAAAGAGCACAACAGUGGAAAAGGGCAGUCGAGGCCCUUCAAAAUCGUUCGAUGAAGCAGAUGUCCAUUGUCCCGGAUUUGCUUACAACUGAUGCAGAACAAAUUGCGUUUGGAAUCAAAUUAACUAUGAUACGGGUUCCUCCAGUUUUUCCAUAA
Fraxinus pennsylvanica is the source of this 1575-nucleotide messenger RNA. The record is from the annotation of a GenBank genome assembly. NCBI's taxonomy places the organism in Eukaryota, Viridiplantae, Streptophyta, Magnoliopsida, Lamiales, Oleaceae.